This is a messenger RNA of Suillus subaureus, 2278 nucleotides long. RefSeq names its product thioredoxin-like protein. Gene Ontology annotation, cellular component: endoplasmic reticulum. The record is from RefSeq and is a predicted model, not a curated record. The transcript is spliced from 10 exons. Bases 124 to 1878 code for a protein of 584 amino acids. NCBI's taxonomy places the organism in Eukaryota, Fungi, Basidiomycota, Agaricomycetes, Boletales, Suillaceae. Gene Ontology annotation, molecular function: protein disulfide isomerase activity.
CUUAUCUUGCAUUGCCAUCGUAAGCGCUCACCACGACUUCGUUUUCAACUGCCAUCAUCAAGUCAUACAUAUUUUACGUUCUUGACUUAGGACUACUAUUAGUGGUCUGGAGUCCAUGCUGGCAUGCGAUUCAUCAUGAUACCUUCACCAUUGUCGCUUUUCACAACAUGGUUCGUGCUUCAAGCCGCUGCCGCCCCGGCGGCAGGCUCACAGGUCCUGACUCCUCAAGAUUUCAAGCAGACAAUCGCAGAUGGUGUUUGGUUCAUCGAACAUUUUUCCCCAUAUUGUCGGCAUUGUCGUAACUUUGAACCAACAUGGAACCGUGUAGUAGACAAAUUUGAGAAACAACCUGAUCUAGGGAUACAUCUGGCGCAGGUGAAUUGCGCGUUGAAUGGAGACUUGUGCACCGAGAAUGGUGUUACAGGAUACCCUCAAAUGAACCUCUACAGGAACGGGCAGUUUGUAGAGACCUUCACUAAAGAUCGCGACUUCGAUAUCCUUGUAGACUUCCUUCUUCCGCAUGCUGAACCUACCGCAAAUUCCUUGUCAUCCUCAACUGCGGUUGAGCAGGAGGAAAUGGCGGCCGAGAUCGUUCCUGUAAACGAGAAUUCGGUAGUUCAGGUAUCACAAGCGGAAUCCAACCCUUUAGGAGAGGUGAUAUCCUUAACUAGUGAGACAUUCGACAACUUUGUGGCCCAGGCGCCUACAUUCGUCAAGUUCUUUGCGCCGUGGUGCGGACACUGCAAGAAACUUGCUCCCGUGUGGAUACAGGUUGCUCGUCGAAUGCAGCACAAGCUCAAUAUUGCGCAAGUCAAUUGUGAUGAGUUUAAGUCGCUAUGCACGAAGCAAGGGGUCACAGGUUAUCCUAUGCUGUUCUACUACUCUCAUGGCGCAAAGACAGAAUACUCAGGAAGUAGAAAAUAUGAGCCACUCGUGGCUUUCGCUGACAAGGCAGCAUCUCCGACCAUGCAACCAAUAAGUGCUCACGAUCUUGACAAAGUUGUUCAUGAACAUCCUGUUGCGUAUGUCCUCCUACUUUCUUCAUCAGAUGAACAUGUUGUUAGUGAGGUCGCUAAGGACUCUCAAUUGCUCCUCGGGUCGCCCCCGGUAUUUGUAUCAUCCUCCAAGGAACUCUUUACUCGCUACGAGAUCCCAACGACAGAAUCCUGGGCCAUCCUGGCAUUCAAAGAUAAUGACCCAAAGGAACCCACCUCAAUUUUUAACUCGUCCAUUCCUGACACACUUAGUACUUGGCUCUUUGCCAACCGCCUUCCAACUUCCCUCGAGCUCUCACGUGAUGUGUUUCAACAGGUAAUGAAUGCUCCACACAACCCACUCGUUGUGAUCGCUGCAACGCCUAACGACGUCCAAAAUGAUGUAUCAUUGAAGUUGAACGAUAUCGCAAAGAAGUGGCGCCUGCGCAAGAGCUAUGUUGGCAGACAAGACGUUGUAUUCACGUGGAUGGAUGCUGAUCAAUGGGGAAGUUGGAUGAAGAGUAUGUACGGUGUGAAGGUUAAUGACCAGCCGAAGGUGGUGGUUGCUGAUCAUAAUCGCCUGGUCUACUGGGAUAGGGAUACUACUGGGCAGCCCAUUCAGCUAAACGCAGUCAGCAUAUUCUCUGCUAUUGAAGGAGUUUACAGCAACAAGAUACGUUCCAAGCACUCAGAGAAUAUCCUGGAGCGCCUUCUUCGGGUCUUCAACUCAAGUCUCACAAACACCGAGGGUUUCAUUAUCGCGCAUCCAUACAUGGCCGUCCUGCUGAUUCUUGGAUUUUUAGCGGCGGUCGUUAUGGCGAUCAAAAAACUUUUGGAUGACGAUACAGAUCUGCAGCCUGGACAUAGGUACAUCAAGGGAGGGAGUCGGCGUGAUUGUCGGUAGGCCAGAUCGCAAGGCCAGAAAUCGAAGCACCAAAACACCCUAGUUUUGGGUUAUCCCUUCGUCAUCCCAUAAUACCUCUCGAGUAACACCUGAUUCGUAAUGCACAACGCACUUCAGAUCUUCAGAGCUCACAACUCUACAUAAAUUUCAUUCGGAACAGCUGGAGAACAAGUAUUAGCAUAUACUCAGUAAGCCUACCGAAUCACAAUUUAAAAUCGACACUGGAGCCUUCCCGAGAUGAAACAUUGUGCAAGUGUACAGUGCACAACAGAUAGAAUAGUCUGACCUGGACUUAGAUAUUAACAAAGAAGUUUCAUGUUCAGUCUCGGAUGGUGAAGGUUGGAUUGUCAGCCUACCAGAGCAUUUCCUGAAAUCCCGGAUGCAUGCCCUACCAAAGUUA